Pezoporus occidentalis (night parrot) is the source of this 5547-nucleotide messenger RNA. It is a transcript of the gene NFAT5, whose product is annotated as nuclear factor of activated T cells 5. The record is from RefSeq and is a predicted model, not a curated record. The transcript has 15 exons. Gene Ontology annotation, biological process: regulation of transcription by RNA polymerase II; cytokine production; calcineurin-NFAT signaling cascade. Gene Ontology annotation, cellular component: transcription regulator complex. The coding region runs from base 331 to 4638 and encodes 1435 amino acids. Gene Ontology annotation, molecular function: RNA polymerase II cis-regulatory region sequence-specific DNA binding; transcription factor binding; DNA-binding transcription factor activity, RNA polymerase II-specific. NCBI's taxonomy places the organism in Eukaryota, Metazoa, Chordata, Aves, Psittaciformes, Psittacidae.
AAUCUGUCUAUGACCUUCUCCCAAAGGAGCUGCAGUUACCACCUUCCAGAGAAACAUCUGUAGCAUCCAUGAGCCAAACAAGUGGUGGCGAGGCAGGUUCGCCGCCUCCAGCUGUAGUUGCUGCUGCUUCGCCAUUCAGAGACAGGCAUCGAGUGGUGGGUUGUGUGACAGUGUCUGUCAAUAGUGAAGACAAAUAGUGCCAGAGACAUUUAACCCAUCCAAUCUCACCCAGGGUAUAGGAUUUGCCUCUGAAGCAGGGAGUGUCUGCAUUAAAAAUGACCUGUAGUUCUCUGCUUCAUAGAUGCUUCUUCAGCUCCUUCCUCUUCCUCCAUGGGCGGUGCUUGCAGCUCCUUUACCACCUCUUCCAGUCCUACCAUUUACUCUACCUCAGUCACCGACAGCAAGGCUAUGCAAGUGGAGAGCUGCUCCUCAGCCGUGGGGGUAAGUACCAGAGGGGUAAGUGAAAAGCAGUUAACCAGUAACGCAGUCCAGCAGCAGCAGUCAACGCCGAAGAGACACACAGUCCUGUACAUCUCGCCACCACCUGAGGACUUGCUGGACAACAGUUGGAUGUCCUGCCAGGAUGAGGGGUGUGGAUUGGAGUCAGAACAGAGCUGCAGUAUGUGGAUGGAGGAUUCACCCUCCAACUUCAGUAACAUGAGUACCAGUUCCUACAAUGAUAACACUGAGGUGCCACGUAAAUCACGCAAACGAAAUCCAAAGCAGAGGCCAGGGAUCAAACGUCGAGAUUGUGAAGAGUCCAACAUGGAUAUAUUUGAUGCCGACAGCGCCAAAGCGCCUCACUAUGUCCUUUCUCAGCUCAGCACGGACAGCAAAGGCAACUCAAAAGCAGGAAAUGGAGCAUCAGAGAACCAGAAAGGAGCUGGAGGGAAGAAGACACCAAUGUUGUGUGGUCAGUAUCCGACUAAGAGUGAGGGGAAGGAGCUGAAGAUCGUGGUACAGCCAGAAACCCAACACAGGGCUCGUUACCUGACUGAAGGCAGCCGAGGCUCAGUGAAAGACCGAACACAGCAAGGCUUUCCAACAGUCAAGCUGGAAGGUCACAAUGAGCCGGUGGUGCUGCAGGUAUUUGUGGGUAAUGACUCCGGUCGAGUGAAGCCACAUGGGUUCUACCAGGCCUGCAGAGUUACUGGGAGAAACACUACCCCCUGUAAAGAAGUGGAUAUAGAGGGAACUACUGUUAUUGAGGUUGGACUGGACCCAAGCAACAAUAUGACACUUGCGGUUGAUUGUGUGGGGAUACUGAAGCUAAGAAAUGCUGAUGUUGAAGCUCGGAUAGGGAUUGCUGGCUCGAAGAAAAAAAGCACACGUGCUAGGCUGGUAUUUCGUGUUAACAUCACUCGCAAAGAUGGUUCAACUUUGACUCUUCAGACACCCUCUUGCCCAAUUUUGUGCACUCAACCAGCAGGAGUUCCAGAGAUCCUAAAGAAAAGCCUGCACAGUUGUUCAGUGAAGGGUGAAGAGGAAGUUUUUCUGAUUGGCAAGAACUUUCUAAAGGGAACAAAAGUGAUUUUCCAAGAGAACGUUUCUGAUGACAAUUCAUGGAAGGCAGAGGCUGAAAUAGACAUGGAAUUAUUUCAUCAGAAUCAUCUUAUUGUGAAGGUGCCCCCAUAUCAUGACCAGCAAAUAACCUCAGCUGUUUCUGUGGGGAUAUAUGUUGUGACCAACGCUGGAAGAUCACGUGAUGUGCAGCCAUUUACAUACACUCCAGAUACAUCUGGUACUCUGAAUGUUGAUGUGAAAAAGGAAAUCUCCAGCCCAGCCCAACAUUGUUCUUUUGAGGAGGCUAUAAAAGCAGUGAAGGCCACUGGUUGUAACCUGGAGAAGGUCAACAUUCUUCCUAGUGCCUUGAUAACUCCGCUUAUGCCAAGCAGUAUGAUUAAGAAUGAAGAUGUGGCUCCAAUGGAAGUAAGUGCAGAAAAAAGAUCUCCCCCUGUCUUCAAGGCUUCAAGUGUGGUUGGACCAACUCAACAAACAUUGGAAAACAGUAUGUCUGGCAUAUCAACUUCUGCUUCCCAUUUACCUUCUGAAAAUGAAAACCAGCAACAAAUACAGCCGAAGGUGUAUAGUCCAGAGACACUAACUACUAUCCAAACACAGGACAUUUCCCAGCCUGGUAGCUUUUCAGCUGUUUCAACUCCAGGUCAGCUGCAGAACAGCGAUGCAUUAUUGCAGCAAGCUGCACAGUUCCAAACAAGAGAUGCCCAAGCCAGGGAAGUCUUGCAAUCAGAUGGCACAGUAGUCACUUUGUCACAGUUAACUGAUCCAUCACAACAACAACAGUCUGCACUCUCAGAACCAGCACAGGCAUUGCAGCAACAGAUUUCAUCAAGUAUUUUCUCGUCAGCAAGCGGUGUGAGUCAGUUACAGAACACUAUCCAGCAACUGCAAGCUGGAAAUUUUCCAACAAACACUGCCACUGGCAGCAAUAGAAAUGUUGACUUGGUGCAGCAGGUACUGGAAGCUCAGCAGCAGUUAUCUUCUGUUUUAUUUUCUGGUUCAGACAGCAGUGAGGAUGUUCAAGAUCAGCUAAAUGCUGACAUCUUUCAGCAAGUUAGCCAGAUACAAAAUAGCGUAAAUCCUGGUAUAUUUUCCUCAUCAGACACAGCUGUCCAUUCUAGACCAGAGAACCUUUUGCCUGGCCGAGCUGAAAAUGUUCACUCACAGCCUGAAAAUGCAUUGUCCAGUCAACAGCAGCAACAACAGCAGCAGCAGCAGGCUAUGGAGACUUCUGCAGCAAUGGUGAUAGGAAUCCAACAAAACAUUUGCCAGGCUGCAACACAGAUGCAGUCUGAUUUGUUCUCCUCAACAACAUCAGGGAAUGGAGCCCUGCAACAGUCACCUGUUUACCAGCAGCCUUCCCACAUAAUGAGUGGGUUAUCAACAAGUGAAGACAUGCAAAUGCAGUGUGAAUUGUUCUCUUCAUCUCCCGGUGUUUCUGGGAGUGAGACUACUCCUGCUGCUCAGCAACAGGUCUCCAACAAUGGACCUGCUAUGUUUCAGACCUCAAAUGCUGCAGAUGGAGAAGAAGCUUCAGGACAGAAUAAACAGAUGCAAAACACUGUAUUUCAGACCAUGGUUCAAAUGCAGCAUAGUGGAGAAAGUCAAUCUCAAGUUAAUCUCUUUUCAUCUACUAAAAACAUGAUGGCUGUUCAGGCAAGUGGAACUCAACAACAAGGAGGUGGUUUGUUCCAGCAGGGCGGAGAGAUCAUGUCUAUUCAGUCAGGAAGCUUUAUGCAGCAGUCUCCACAUUCACAAGCUCAGCUUUUUCACUCUCAGAAUCCUAUUGGUGAUACUCAGAAUUUAUCACAAGAAACACAAGGCUCUAUUUUCCACAGUCCAAAUUCCAUUGUCCACAACCAGACCAGUGCCAAUUCCUCUGACCAACUGCAGCCUCCAAUGUUCCACUCACAGAACACCAUGGGUGUAUUGCAAAGUUCUUCAGUUCCUCAAGACCAGCAGUCAGCCAACAUGUUCCUUUCCCAGAGUUCAAUGAGCAAUGCUGCAACUCAGGAAGAACAGAUGUCAUUCUUUACGAGCCCAAAUUCCAUUUCUCCUCUUCAGACAGCAACAAACACUGAACAGCAGACUUCUUUCCAGCAGCAGACACAGAUAUCUCAUAUCCAGAGUACUAUGCUUCCCCAAGAACAGGCCCAGACUCAGCCCUCUCAGCAAGGUUUGUUUCAGUCUCAAGUGUCACUAGGCUCCAUGCAGUCCAGCUCAAUUCCUCAGAACCAGCAAGGAGCUAUCUUCCAGCCUCAGCAUUCAAUAGUUGCUAUUCAGAGUAGUCCUCCAUCCCAAGAACAGCAGCAGCAACAGCAGCAGAAUAUGAUGUUCAGUAAUCAAAAUGCAAUGAGUACAAUUGCUUCUCAAAAGCAGAACAUGAUUUUCAAUCCAAACCAAAACCCGGUUACCAAUCAGGAUCAACAAGGCCAGUCCAUUUUCCAUCCACAGACUAACAUGGCAUCAAUGAACCAGGAGCAGCAGCCCAUGCAGUUCCAGAGUCAGAGUACCGUAUCUUCUCUUCAGACUCCUGGAUCCAGCCAGGCUGAAGCGCAGCAGCCAGCCAUCUUCCAUAAUUCACCCCAGAUUCAGUUGGUCCAAGGAUCACCAAGUUCUCAAGAGCAACAAGUCACCCUCUUCAUCUCUUCAGCUUCCAUGUCUGCCUUGCAGAAUAGUAUGAGCCAGCAAGAGCUGCAGCAGUCUCCUAUGUAUUCGUCUCAAAACAGCAUGGCAGGAAUCCAGGGAACUGCUUCUCCUCCACAGCAACAAGCUUCUUUAUUCCACAAUGCAGCAGGAGGUGCUAUCAAUCAGCUGCAGAAUUCUCCUGCUUCAUCUCAGCAAACAUCAGGAAUAUUCCUGUUUGGCAUUCAAAACAACUGUGGCCAGCUGCUAACUUCUGGACCAGCGACGUUGCCUGAUGAGUUGAUGGCUAUAAGUCAGCCAGGUCAGCCACAGAGCGAGGGACAAGCAGCCGUGCCAACGCUUCUCUCCCAGCAGAUGCCUGAGACAUCUCCACUACCUUCAGCUAUGGCAGCCAACCAGAAUAUUGAGAAAAUAGAUGAUCUGCUCGUGUCAUUGCAAAACCAGGGGAGCAAUAUGGCUGGCUCCUUUUAACUAGUCAAAAAUUCUGUGAAGAAAAAAGUGAUGAUUUCACAGAUCCUCUCAGACCUUCCAGCUCUGGAUUAGGUUGUGUGGAACUGAUUGCUUUUGUCAAAGAGUAGCCCUCCUUUUUAAAGAGCACACACAUGGCCAAUUGCAGCAUCUAGCACCUAAGGCUAUGAGCAUAGUAUUUGGGAUUUGUAGUGCCAAUAAUGCUGAAAAGUUAUGCUUUGUUUUACUAGGGCAUGGGAUUGUACUGUUACCAGAUUCCUAAACCUCAUUAACAGUGGGGUGCUCUUUGAAUUUAAAGCAUAUCUGAUCAGCUAUUAUUGCUGGUAGAAGGUAACACAUGUCACCACGUUUACUAUUGUUUCCUCUUCUUCCUUCUUUACAUCUCCUCUUUUGACUAGAAAAGCUUGUGAAGUAGAAACUUCAAAUGCCUGUGCCAUGAGCCACAACUCAUAGCUGUCAGUCAGUGAAGGGGAUCAUGUUUUAGAGUUGUGUGGGAGACCUAAUACUGCAAUUUGCUAAUUGCAGUAGGCAGCAAUGACAAAUAUUGAUAACUGUAAUCAACAAGCGGAGAAAUUGUUCGCUUCUGUAGAUAGCCAGAGGUGGGUGCUUCCCAUCUGCAGAUGUGAUUAACGGUUCUCCAUGUCUCUUACAUGUAACUUGUACAUGGGGCAAGGGUUUGGUGACUCUUAACAAAAUGAAGGAAUGAAGAACUUUCUGUUUUGCUCUUAAAAUCUUACCCUCUAAAAUACCUUGUAAAGAGCAUUCUGCCUGGCUGAGGAAAGAACUCUGUGUCUCUGACUGGAUGGGUUAGAACUCUGUAAAGCUGCAUUAACCAUUCUCAAACCAGUCUUCUCCCUUCCACUCUUUUCAUGGUUUUCCUUCUCUCUUCCCAAGUUUCAUAUUGUGUUUUAA